AUGCAGACGCUUUACAUUCACACACGCGACACCACGGAAACGAGGCCGCCGAACACUCCCAAGCUACUGACACAACCGCAGACAGUCGACCCCGGACGUGGCAAACAACAACGCGCGACCGAAGAUCUCACGCCGACAAUCCCGGUACGACGCGGCACACGAAACACAACACACCUCGACCCCAGCACGCAGAACGACAGACUCGCGUCGGGGGGGGAUGAUAACAGACCCCGACUAACUGGACAACCCACAGGAUACUCCAAAGACGACGAACAGCUCAGGGAAGUCGAGGUCCUACCGCCCAAGGGGCUCCGCAACUAUCACUUACUACACGGAAUGUCGAACCAGCGCGCACUGCCUAACUCCUUACAAAUCUCAGACACCGAACUCCUCUGGGUCAACUCUUCCAGGGAGCGCUUGACUGCAUGUCCGGAUCCCCUGAACUGCGGGACGCUCGACUAUCACGUGAGAUAA
Messenger RNA from Dicrocoelium dendriticum, 474 nucleotides. NCBI's taxonomy places the organism in Eukaryota, Metazoa, Platyhelminthes, Trematoda, Plagiorchiida, Dicrocoeliidae. The record is from the annotation of a GenBank genome assembly.